AUGACUCACACAAGAAUUCAACCUACUUCUGUUACGUGUAAUACUCUUAUACAUGGGCUUUGUAGAAUUGGUCAACUGGGUCGUGCUCUUCAGCUUAAAAACGACAUGGUGAAAUGGAACUGCAGACCUGACGUUGUUUCAUAUUCUGCCAUUAUAGAUACUCUUUGUAAAGGAGGUCUAGUGGAUCAAGCUUUGGUUCUCUUCUCCGAAAUGCACAGAGAUUCAAAUGCUGUACCCAUCAAUAUAUUAAUAGAUGCACAUUGUAAAGAUGAGGGAAAGAGAGUCUUUGAAGGGAUGGUUAGUAGAGGAAUCUCUGCUGAUAUAACGACUUAUACUACUUUGAUUCAUGGUCAUUGCCUACAUGGUCAAUGGGAAGAAGCAAGAAGAUACUUUGAUGAAAUGAUGGAUCGAGGGAUUUUACUCAACAUAGUCACCUUCAGUAUAUUAAUAGAUGCACACUGUAAAGAUGGGAUGACGCGAAGAUGCUUGGGGAUUAUUUAA
Messenger RNA from Papaver somniferum (opium poppy), 501 nucleotides. Its product is annotated as pentatricopeptide repeat-containing protein At1g62910-like. The record is from RefSeq and is a predicted model, not a curated record. Gene Ontology annotation, molecular function: protein binding. Bases 1 to 501 code for a protein of 166 amino acids. The transcript has a single exon. NCBI's taxonomy places the organism in Eukaryota, Viridiplantae, Streptophyta, Magnoliopsida, Ranunculales, Papaveraceae.